UGUUGUCAAGUUGAAGUGACGCGUUCUCCAUAGUUUCAAUCCUCUGCGCAUGCACUGUAGACAAUUAUCAGUAUGGCGUCGCGGAUACAAAAGUGUGAGGCUGUUUUUAGCAAGAUAAGAGCUUGAAAACCACAAACACAGAGGAGAAUAUGCACAGUGAGAAGAAAUUAACCAAGGAAGACACGUGGAGACCUGCUGAGCUAAGAAGACACAUCAGAGAGAAAGACCAUGAUGACGGCUAUUCAAGAUGGAGAGAAGACAACAAGAGAAAGCACCGUGGUGGAGAAUCUGUGGAGAGAUGGCACCGAGAUCCAGAGGAGCCCAGAAGAGAUGGGGACAAGCUCAAGGAAAGAGAGAGUAGACACGGAGAGAGUAGAGACAGACACGCAGAGCGGAGGAAAGACGGAUCUCAUGAUAGGAGAGGUGACAAAGACAGGAAGAGAAGAGAUGAGGAGGGCAGGCGAAAAGGGGUAGAUGAUGGUAGAGAUAACAGGGGAGAGGACUCAAGAGAAAGGGACAGGCACAAGGACAGACACAAAGAUAAGGAAAAAGAGAGGGUAAAACUAAAGGAGAGACACGAUGAGGAGGACAGGGACAAAAGGAGAGAAGAUAGACAGAAAGAAAUGAGGAGAGAAGAACAAGACAGAGAGCACAGGAUAGAGAGAAGGCGACAUGAUGAAAGUGGCGAAGUAAGAAAAGAUCAACCAGAAAAGCUGCAGAGGGACAGGCAGCACAGAGGUGAAUAUGAAGACAAAAGAGACAAAGACAUUCAGGAAGACAGAAGGCGUUCAGAGCGGACAGAAGACAGAGAAGAACAAAGACGACGUAAAGAAGAACGAGAAAGAAGACACAAGGAGAGAAGGCAUCAUGAUGAGAGACGGAAGCAUGAAAGUGAAUCCAAGGAACGUCAGAACUUGAAAAAAUCAGAUGAUGGUGUGUGGAAUUCCCGUGUCGACGGGGAACGAACAGAAAGGGACAAAGAGAGACAUAAAAAAGAGGAGGAAGAUGUAGACAGAAGACAUAAAGACAGAAAACACAGAGAGGAAGAGGACGUGGAAAGAAAUCACAAAGAGAGAAGCAGCUCCAAGAAAUCCUCAUUAGGCAAAAAUCUCAGAAAUGAGAAAAGGGAGGAAAAGACAAAGGAUAACGAAGUUGUUUCCAAGCAGCAGAAAGCAGAUGGGAAAAAUGGAGAGGUGCAUGUAGAAAAGGCAGAUUUGGCAGAGCAAGAAUAUGAAGAAGAUUUUGAGAGACUGGAUUAUGAAGAGGAUUUUGAAGACAUGGAUGAGAGUGCUGCUGAAGGUGAGGAUGAGGAUGUGCCAGAGGUGGAUGAUGGGAAGGAAGUGCAGACUACGCAACGAAGUAAAGAGAUUGAGGCAAUCCGGAGAGCCAUGGCUGAAGAGAACGAGAGAGCGGAAACGGAUCAGUCCAGGCGGAGUACGAGCAGAGAGGAGCAGGAAGACAGACCCAAAUGGUCUAAAGGCUCUGAAAGGAAUGAGAGUAAAACCUCCCGCCGUGGCAAAUUCAUCAACUUUGUGGCUGCGAAGCAACGUGAAGUCAGCAAGAAAGUUGCCACAAAACAGAAGAAGCGAAGCACAGAGCUGCUUCGUUUAAUCGAUCUGGAUUAUUCCAUGACUUUCUCCCUCCUGGAUAUACCACCUGUCAGUGAAUAUGAGAUGUAUAUAAAGAGCUUUGGAAAUGCCAACACUAAGCAGGCUUACGCCCAGUGUAAUGAGGAUAAUGCAGAUCGAGACAUCCAGACAGAGGAAAUAGAAAUGUGUGAAAAGUGGACUCAGCAUCCCCCUGAAUACAGUGGAGCCUGUGGAGAUCCAAACUUCUCUCAGGAAGCACGAGACAAAACCAGGACCGGAAUCAUCCUUGAUUCACAAUGCCUGAUGUCAUUUCUGCGCUCGGCCUCACAGGUCAUGGUUGUGCUGCUGGAGGAAGAUCAAGCAGAGCGGAAGUCCCUAAGGAAGCUGAAGACUCAAACAGAUUUGCUUUCUUUCAGCGAUGGAAGUUUACAGCUCAACACCAAGUUGCCUUUUCUUUUAGGUCGACAGAUUAGCCUGCUGCACUUCUCUCAAGUUCAGAAGCACACAAUGCUGUCCGUGCACACGCCCACAUCCGAAGCCAGCGCUGUCCGCUUCGAGAGCUGCACCGUCGUCUGCGUUUGGAACAUCUGGGAGCCAUCCAGACCUCAAAAGAUACUCAUCUAUGAAUCAGAGGUUCAGUGUUGCUGCUUCAGCCCAGGAAAGUCCACUCUGGUGUUUGCAGGAACACCAGUUGGUUCUGUGGUUCUGUGGGACCUGAGGGAGCAUGCUAGCAGCCAUUACAGAUUAAAGAUUGGUGAGGCCGAGUGGACCUUCAGACACCCUACCUUCUCCACUGAUGCAGUGAUGUCCGGCUCAGGCCAUGUCUCACCUAUCACCUCCUUAGAGGUCGUUCCCUCCUUUGUAGCUGGAGGACUGAGACCAGAGGUCCCACUUUUGACCUCUGAGGAAGAGUCAUCAGGAUUGUCGUUAGAACUGGCUUCUCUAGAUGAAAGUGGGGUGUUAAAUUUCUGGGUGGUGGUGGAGCUGCCAAAAGGUAACGAGGCAGGCUCUCCAACAGAUCUAGGUCUCCGUCCUGGGGGCAAAGUGAAGCUGCUUCACAGCUCAUCCCUCCUUGCUGUUCAGAGCCCGUCACUAAAACAUGCAGCAAAAACAAGACCACUUCAGACGCUGCUAUUAAAAUACCAUCCGACAGACUCCAAUCAGUUCUUUAUCGGCACUAAUCUGGGUCUGGUAAGCCAUGGAACAAGUCACGGUUUAAAGGCUCCUCCGCAGUUUUACAGGUUUCAGGAGGUGGAAGAAAGAACAGUUGACAUCAGCUCAAUCCACUUUUGUCCUUUCAGCCCAAACCUGUUCCUGGUAGGCUGUGCAGAUGGCAGCAUCAGGCUGCAUCUAGUCAGCCAUGAUCAACCUGUGGCAGAAUGGAUGAACAGCACCGCUGGUGAACCGGUGAUCUCGCUACAGUGGGCCCAGACCAGGCCCGCUGUGUUCUGUGUGCUCGAUGCGGCUUCUAACCUCCACAUAUGGGACCUCUUGAAAGAUGAUGCACAUCCUGUUAUAACAGAGAAAAGUACUGCUCAUAGGGUUACUGCUAUGGCUGUGUUUGGAGACUCAGGACAACAGAAUACAUACUCAGGAAUUGCCCUGGCGUAUGAGUCAGGAAAAAUAGAGCUGCAGCAUUUCACUCAAACUUUGACGGUGCCCAACCCUGCAGAAGAGGGAAAGCUGGAGAACAUAAUGGCUGAAGUCUUUUGAAAUCCUGCAUCUUGAACAGCUGACUUCAUGCUGAUAAGGACCCAUUUUGGUGUUACUGUAAAGGUUCAAUGCAUUUUUAAAUAUAAAAGGAGCAAAAAGUUAAACUACCACCACCACCUUAUAUACCUUAAGAUCAAUAAAGGGGAUGUUUUUGUUUCUUUAUUUUAUUGUUUUAUGCUAAAUUGAUCAUAGAUAUGCUGGACAUAACCAUAGGUAUGAAGGGAAUGUUGGUAAUGCAUUAAUUGUCCUUAGUUAAAAAAGAAGACUGUACUCUUGCUCUUUCUUGGGAAUACACAGAAAAUAUUUAUGCUUUUUGCCUAUAAAAUAUUUGUAUUACAAAGUUUGAGUCAUUUAAAUAAACUUUAGUAAAUCUGUA
Messenger RNA from Girardinichthys multiradiatus, 3678 nucleotides. RefSeq names its product dynein 2 intermediate chain 1 (gene dync2i1). The transcript has 24 exons. Lineage: Eukaryota; Metazoa; Chordata; Actinopteri; Cyprinodontiformes; Goodeidae. Gene Ontology annotation, molecular function: dynein heavy chain binding; dynein light chain binding. The coding region runs from base 150 to 3302 and encodes 1050 amino acids. Gene Ontology annotation, cellular component: cytoplasmic dynein complex. Gene Ontology annotation, biological process: intraciliary transport. The record is from RefSeq and is a predicted model, not a curated record.